AUGUCGAAAGAAACAGCGUCUAUGAGAGAAAUACAACACAACCGACAACUCAUUAUGCAAGCUCUAAAUAAGAACACAACAAACUUUUCAAACUAUUCUAAGAUAUCUGAGUCAUUGAAAGAAGGAAACUUAAAACUGACAUUAAACCCAAUGACAGACGAGUUUCUGUUUCAAGACAGUAAGAACCAUACUGUCUGUAUAAAUCCAACAAAAGGAACUUUAAACGAGAAACCUAUAAAAGAACUUCUUUUGAAAGCAGAUGUUGACAACAAAGCUGACAAAGAGUAUGUCAUUGAAAAAGUUCAAGAAGAACAUGACAGAGCAGAUGCAACAUAUGCAACGAAAGAACAUACUCAUCCUGAACUAGCAGACAAAACAUAUGUUGACAAUAAAAUGUCAAGUGAAGUGACAAGAGCUGAAAACGAAUAUUCUAAAAAGACUCAUACACAUACCAUUGCAAAUAUUACAAACUUACAAGAAACCUUAAACAGGAAAAGUGACGUUGGACAUACACAUUCUAUAUCUGAAAUAACAGACUUAAACGUUAGCCUUGAAAAGAAAGCUGACAAAACAUAUGUCAACAGUGAGUUAGAGGAGAAAGUAGAUAGGGGUUGUAUGGCUAGUGCGUUAGUGAAGAAGGCAGAUAAGGAAUAUGUGGAUGAAAAAGACAAUGAAAUUAUAGAAAGGGUUGAAUGGUACCAUGAACGGACAUCGAAGAUUUUAAAAACUAAAGCCGAUACAGGAUGGGUUUCAGGAUGUUUAGCCCUUAAAGCCGACAAGAACCAUACACAUACCAUUGCAAAUAUUACAAACUUACAAGAAACCUUAAACAGGAAAAGUGACGUUGGACAUACACAUACCAUUGCAAAUAUUACAAACUUACAAGAAACCUUAAACAGUAAAAGUGCCGUUGGACAUACACAUACCAUUGCAAAUAUUACAAACUUACAAGAAACCUUAAACAGUAAAAGUGACGUUGGACAUACACAUAACUUCUUCUCAACUGUUGGUAUAGAAAGUAUUUUAGGAACGAUUGAAGAAACUGGUGGGGGUGGAUUAUAUUUUAAACCUCCUAACUUUCCAGAAGGUUUAACAUCGGAUAAAGACAUUAGAUGUAGAAAUGUCUAUGUCAUGGAGGAUGAAAACAAAGUUAAAUUCACUGCUCAAGAUUUAUAUGAUAAAAAAGCUGACAAAACAGAGCUUCAAA
This is a messenger RNA of Trichomonas vaginalis G3, 1207 nucleotides long. RefSeq names its product phage tail repeat-like family. The transcript has a single exon. NCBI's taxonomy places the organism in Eukaryota, Parabasalia, Trichomonadida, Trichomonadidae. The annotation marks the transcript as partial. The record is from RefSeq and is a predicted model, not a curated record.